Messenger RNA from Aureobasidium musti, 1560 nucleotides. The record is from the annotation of a GenBank genome assembly. Lineage: Eukaryota; Fungi; Ascomycota; Dothideomycetes; Dothideales; Saccotheciaceae.
AUGCGGUUCCUUUCUCGCCCAACACAGGCCGAUAUUAUUUCUCCAAGUGUGCCUUAUCAAGGCAGUCUCGAUACCAAAGAUGAAACGAAACAUGCUGUAGAGCAUCGAGAGCACAUCGACGCUGUAGAAGACCCUACCGAAUGGAGCAAGAUCAACCUGAAAGACGAUGGCGAUGUAGCUCAAACACUCUUUGCUACACAGGCCCAUGAGCCCAUUGAUCCAGCCGAGGAAGCAAGAGUGGUAAGGAAGAUCGAUCUCAUGAUCCUGCCAUACCUAGCUGUCUGCUACGCCUUCUUCUACAUCGACAAGACGACCCUCAGCUAUGCCGCCAUCUUCGGCAUCCGAGAAGACUUGAACAUCCAUGGGGAGCAAUACAGCUGGUUAUCUUCGAUCUUCUACUUUGGCUUCUUGGCUUGGGCGCUGCCGACCAACUUUAUGUUGCAGCGGUUCCCAGUUGGAAAGUACUUGGGUUUCAACAUCUUCAUGUGGGGAGCAUUGCUCAUGUGUCAGGCGGCGGCAAAGAACUUCACAACUCUGGCUGUUCUGAGAGCUCUUUCGGGAGCUGCAGAGGCGUGUUCGGAUCCAGCUUUCAUGAUCAUCACCUCCAUGUGGUAUUCAAGACGUCAGCAACCUAUUAGGAUGGGUCUGUGGUACACAGCAAAUGGUUUCGGUAUUGCUCUGGGUGGUCUUCUGGGUUACGGUCCGGUCACCGCCAAAGGCCUCAACGAACGAGAGAAGAGGAUAGCAAUCGAAAGACUGAGAGACAACCAGACUGGUAUAGAAAACAAGCAUCUGAAGUGGUAUCAGGUCCGCGAAGCAUUCACAGAUUACAAGACCUACCUCUUCUUCUUGCUUGGCGUAGUGGGGAAUAUUCCUAAUGGAGGAAUAAGCAACUUCGGUACCAUUAUCAUCAAGGGCUUCGGUUUCAGCACCUUGGUUACGACCUUGAUGCAAGUUCCUUAUGCGUUCUUGGGUGCCGACAACAAAGCUGGAAGACUGAUAUGUUACUACCUGACCGGUCCUUACAAUGCAGCUUUCGUUAUGAUCCUCUCUUUGACUACCGCCAACUCUGCCGGACAUUCCAAGAAGGUCGUGACCAACGCCAUACUCUUCCUUGGUUAUUGCACGGGCAACAUCGCAGGACCGUUUUUCUAUAAACAAUCACAAAGCCCUCGCUAUGAGCUCGGUAUUUGGAGCAUGAUUGUCAGCCACUUAAUCGAGGUCUGCGUCAUCCUCCUGCUGCGUUUACUCCUAAGCAGAGAGAACCGCCGUCGAGACAAAAUCCAAAGUGCUCUGCCUGGCGGAUUGAAGGGCAGAGACCUGAAUGCGACCGCAUUCGCAGAUAUGACUGAUCGUGAAAAUGAGAAUUUCAGUAUUCAGUCUGACCAGAGCGAUCUUCAAAAUCUUGACAUGAAUCGUGAUACGGUUGUGUACCGUCAGAUGGCCAUGCGAGGAGCGUGCCAGCACAACGUGAAGUUCGAGCUGAGGUCCAAAAAGUGGAGGUCGGCCGAUGAAGGAGAUCACCGCGGUUGCAAGCCACAAACAUCAGUGCGCAUGUGA